GUGCGAUAUAUGCUCGACACGCUUUGCUCGGGCCAACAUAAAAAAAAAGUACCUGGGCUCUUCUCUUUCCCUCUUCUUUUCUCUUCUUCACCUGCAACACCCCCACUCUUCUUUCCCACCACACACUCAUACACACAACACGAUGGACAUUCCUAAUCGUGAUUCCAGGACAAGUCCUUCCAACAGUGAGAACAUACCACGAAUCCGGAAUCUUCACCCCUCACACCUGUCGCCUGAUCUCAAUGACAGCUAUCACACUGUCCAUAGCCCGCACUACGGCGCAACACCGCUUGAUAACGGGGUUUUACCGGGACGAUUGUCGGGCAGUUCGCUGUCUGAACGGAUCGGAUCGUUUGUAGGAUCCUAUUCACGAACCUCCCUUAUGUUCAUGGCCGAGAAUCUGGCUGUACCUGCCACAUCACCUCCAUCUGCUGGUUUCCAUCAUGUUCGAUUGCAUGACGAUGAAGAAGAUAAAUUAUCCACAUCAUCCAUUGGUUCUAUGUCUAGGCGCCCAUCGGGUGAAUACCAUUACCAACGCCGAUCCUCCUCUUUCCACUCACAACUCGAGCAAAAUGAACGCACUUCGUUAUUCAUGACUGGCCUAGAUCGAGUCAUGUCCACACAAACCAUUGCCACUGUCGCAGACGAUUACCGCCAAUUUGCUACACCCAUCAGCAGCAUUCAUCAUCAUUCCUACCACGAUGCCAACAGCACGGCAACACCUGCCAUAUACGAAGACCAUCAUAAAUCAUCAUUUGCACAAUCCAUAUUCAAUUCCAUCAAUAUCCUACUCGGUGUAGGCAUUCUUGCAUUACCGCUUGGAUUCAAGAUCGCAGGAUGGGUGGCUGGCAUUUCCAUAUUUGCAUUCUGCUGUCUACUUACCAACUACACUGCCAAGCUGCUGGGUCGUUGUCUAGAGGCUGACCCAGAGUCACGUACAUUUGGUGACUUGGCCGGAGCUGCAUUCGGUAUGCGUGGUCGGGUCCUUGUUACUGCAUUGUUUGUUACCGAGCUAGUUACCAAUAGCGUUGCCAUGGUGAUCCUCCUUGGUGACGGACUCAAUUCAUUAUUCCCAGGCUUCGAUAUCGUUUCACUUCGCAUUGCAUCCUUCCUCAUCCUUACCCCCAUGUUGUUUUUCCCAGUUCGUUAUCUCUCAUACUCCAGUCUCUUGGGCAUCAUCAGUGCCGUUAGCAUCAUUCUCGUCAUGCUCUACGACGGAUUCACCAAAGUCACUUCGCCCGGCAGUCUGAUAGAACCUGCAGAUACGUCAAUUUUACCCAAUGACUACAUGAAACUCCCACUCAGCUUUGGCCUUAUCAUGGCCGGGUUUGCGAGUCAUGCCGUGUUUCCCACAGUGUAUCGCGAUAUGGACAACCCCAAACAAUUCGAUACCAUGGUCAAUUGCACCUACUCUGUCACCACCAUUAUUUAUUUCGGAGUCGCUGCAUGUGGAUAUUUAAUGUUUGGCUCACAGACAAUGCAGGAGAUCACACAAAAUCUGAUGAUGGUUCCUGAGUACAAUCAAGCGUUGAAUAGACUGGCCGUAUGGCUUAUGGCCUUGCAACCUUUUGCAAAAUACGGAUUGAAUCUAUCACCGGUGAAUCUUGCAUUCGAAAUUGCCGUGUUCCGACAUACAUGGGUUAGCAAUUGGAUGGCAAAGAGCAGCUGGCGUGAGCCAAUGCUGACUUUGAUCAGUCGUACGACCAUCAGUAUUAUGAUCGUCGCCUUGGCCUAUUUCAUUCCCGGCUUUGAAAAUGUCAUGGGACUGAUUGGCAGCUUUUUCAGUUACGCAAUAAGCGGCAUCUUACCGUUGAUGUGCUAUCUGAAAUUGUUUGGUGACACCAUUUCCCCUGUCGGCAAAGCUUGGCAUUAUGUCCUCAUCUUCAUCUCGUCCUGUUUAGCAUUCUUUGGUACCUUGUGGAGCUUCAUUUAAAAUACAUAUUAUGGUUAUGUUGAUAUACAAAAGGAGAGUAUGUUUGUUUAUGAUAUGAUGAUGGAGCUACUAUGAAGUGU
Zychaea mexicana is the source of this 2013-nucleotide messenger RNA. Its product is annotated as transmembrane amino acid transporter protein-domain-containing protein. Gene Ontology annotation, biological process: amino acid transmembrane transport. The coding region runs from base 143 to 1933 and encodes 596 amino acids. The transcript is spliced from 8 exons. The record is from RefSeq and is a predicted model, not a curated record. Gene Ontology annotation, cellular component: vacuolar membrane. NCBI's taxonomy places the organism in Eukaryota, Fungi, Mucoromycota, Mucoromycetes, Mucorales, Lichtheimiaceae. Gene Ontology annotation, molecular function: amino acid transmembrane transporter activity.